Molecule: messenger RNA, 4566 nt
Organism: Mytilinidion resinicola
Lineage: Eukaryota; Fungi; Ascomycota; Dothideomycetes; Mytilinidiales; Mytilinidiaceae
Exons: 15
Coding region: 1-4566 (1521 amino acids)
Molecular function (GO): hexosyltransferase activity
Source: RefSeq, a predicted model, not a curated record
AUGGCAGACCUCUACCCUUCGAUGGCACAGUGUGCCGUCGUCGCCACUGCCCUUAAAAUCCUCCUAUUUCCAGCCUACAAAUCCACAGAUUUCGAGGUUCACCGGAAUUGGCUGGCCAUAACUAAUUCCCUACCCCCUCAAGAAUGGUACUACGAGAAAACAUCCGAGUGGACGCUGGACUAUCCACCGUUCUUCGCCUAUUUCGAGUGGAUAUUGUCUCAAGGCGCACGCUUCGUCGAGCCCCAUCUCCUCAUCGUCAAGAACCUCAACUAUGACAGCUGGCAGACCGUGUACUUUCAAAGAGCAACAGUCAUACUCACUGAACUAGUGCUGGUCUAUGCGUUGCACUUAUAUGUCAAAGGCUCACACUCAAAGAAGACCGCGCACGCGGCAGCGAUUUCGAUUCUGUUAUCUCCUGGAUUGCUGAUUAUUGACCACAUUCACUUUCAAUACAACGGCUUUCUCUAUGGUAUCCUUGUCCUAUCUCUUGUGCUUGCCCGAGACCGGUCGACCCUCCUACCGAGCGGUCUGCUCUUCGCUUCGUUGCUUUGCCUGAAGCAUAUCUAUCUCUACUUGGCUCCCGCGUACUUCGUCUACCUUCUUCGGGCCUAUUGCCUAAACCCAGAAUCGAUCUUUCGCGUCAGGUUCGGCAACGCACUGACGCUUGGUGUCGGCAUCUCUGCCGUCUUUGCCACCGCUUUUGGGCCGUUCGUGUACUGGGGACAGACCGCACAAGUCUUGAGCAGACUCUUUCCCUUCUCGCGAGGCCUAUGCCACGCUUACUGGGCUCCCAAUGUAUGGGCCAUGUACUCCUUCACAGACAGAGUUCUAAUCUACGUGGCGCCAUAUGUGGGAUUAACCGUCGAUAGCUCCGCAGUCAAUAGCGUAACACGAGGGCUCGUAGGAGAUACGUCUUUCGCGGUGCUUCCGGACGUGCCGCCCCGCGCGACCUUCCUCCUAACUUUGUUCUUCCAAGUUAUAUUCCUGAUCAAGUUGUUCUUAAAACCGACUUGGGACACAUUUGUUGGCGCUGUCACGCUUUGCGGCUACGCGUCCUUCCUGUUCGGAUGGCACGUACACGAGAAAGCGAUUUUGCUUGUCAUCAUACCUUUCAGCCUUCUCGCGCUAAAAGACCGUCGGUAUCUUGGCGCAUUCCGUCCGCUUGCCGUGGCCGGACAUGUGUCCCUGUUCCCCCUGAUUUUCACAGUUGCGGAAUUUCCAGUCAAGACAGUGUAUACUAUCUUCUGGCUUGUGCUCUUCCUGCUAAGUUUUGACCGCCUAGCCCCUGCCUCAUCCCAGGCUCGUGUCUUCCUUCUCGACCGGUUCACCCUACUGUAUGUAGCGGUGGCUAUCCCUUUGAUCGUGUAUUGCUCGUUGGUACACCCAAUAGUCUUUGGACAGAAGUAUGAGUUCCUGCCUUUGAUGUUCACAAGCUCUUACUCGGCUGUUGGGGUUGUUGGGAGCUGGGUCUAUUACAAGCGAAAGCCUGUUAUACCGCUCCCCGAACCACCUUUCCUCGACGAUCAUACUGAAGUUUGGUGUAUCGAGCAGACACAGGAGGUCUUUGUCGAUUACGAGAAAUAUCUCGCGAGGCGCGAUUUCUACAGCCAGAGGAAGUUCACGUGCAACGCGACUGGCCACUCUGGACUGACAUUCUUCGAGGCUCUGGAAAGCGAGAUGGAUACUGUCAAGGAAAUCGACUCCUUCUUUCCGGAGGCGUUGCGCUCUCGGAUGCUCCAUUAUGUCCAAUUCCAGCGUACCUCUCGAAUGGAUGACCUAGUCAACGUUGUCUUUGAACGAUUCAGGGAAGAUUACAUGGUCGGGGACCGCGUCGUGGUGGAAGAGCAUGGCAGUCGGUUGCAUGGACAGAUUAGAGACAUAACGGACCCCAAUCCGAGUAGCAAGUUCAAUGACGGCACCUCGGACUCGAGCAAGCCAAUACUUUACUACAUCUCGUUAAACACCAGCAACGACGAGACCACCAAGCUCGGCUGCAAGGAGUUUUCCAGGGAUCGCAACUACUACUCCAAGCUGCUCUUGAAGUCCUUCCUGAGAAACGCGGUUUCCCGAGAGAACUGGGCCGGCGCACCGUGGCUAGUCAAGGAAAAGCUUGCUACACAGUAUGGCAUCGACACCCAAGUCCCGGAGACGAAGACGCGUGACGCGGUGAUGGCGGCGAAGAAGGCCGCUAACGCGGCAAACGCGAACGCGGCAGCCAUGCCACCUCCACAACACCAAACACAGCCAGUUGAGCACGGAGGAACCUUCUUCAAUUUCCUGGCCAGUCACAACCAGGCCCAGAUGCAGAACCACCAACACUGGGGCGCAGAUCCCAAUCGGCCGGUGCUCAAGCCGCAGAAGCAGAUGUCCAUCGAGGGCUUCGCGCGACAGCAGCAGUUCCAGAUGCCGCCACACUUGCCUGGCAGAGUCGCUCAGUUUCUGCCAAUGCAAGGACAGAACGGCGUGCCGAAUGGCGUGCCGAACAACUUUCAUCACAUCCAGCCUGGCAAUGGUCUGCCCAUCAACCUGCCGUUCCAGAACCAGUUCAUGCAGUAUCAAGUCCUUCGGCCAACCGCACCACCGACACAUCAUCCAGCGCCGCCGGCUCCGCCACCAAUCAAGUACCCCAUCGAAGACCUGGAUGUUCGAUCGCGCCCAGACGCGCCCCCGCGUCCUCAGCUCAAGUUCUUCACCGACGAUGUUCCCGCAGGAGUCGAUCCUCUUGAGAAGAAGACUGGCAUACUGAUGAAGUCCAUCGGUCCUCUCCUGUGCACCUGGGAGACGUUGAAUGUCCACGAAACUGUCUUCCACCUGGACUCGUUCACCUUCGACGACUUUGUUGAGGCCAUGCAAUACGUUCCAGACCCGGAAGAUUGUGAGCUUUUCGUCGAAGUUCAUUGCGCCGUCCUCUCUCAGCUUAUCGAUGAGAAGGGCAAUGUGCUAGUAGCUCUUCCGAACAUUGAAGGCUCCCAAGAUGGAUCUGGAGACGGGGAGGAGUCCAGCCUCUUGUCAUCGCCCGAGCCCGAGGUAGAGGAAAAGCCCCCAGCGAGGACAACGCGCAGCAGCCUAGCAAAGUCUGAAGCGGCUGCUCUUGCCAAGCGCAGCCCAAGCGUCGCCGCCGAACCGAAGUUGGUGCACAAAGCAGCAGAAUUCCUGAACGACUACGAUUGGAUCGACCGCUGUGCCUCUCGAGACUACGUCAACGGGGGCUGGGAGGCAAUGAUGGUAGGACUGAUCUACAAUGUGUCCUUCAUCCCCCAACAGAAGGAUGUGUGCGAGGAAAUUCUCACUCAGCUUGUUCCGGUGGAUGAAGAGCCCACCAUCGAGAAUGUAAAGCUUCAUUACGACAAUCUCGACGUCAACCUUCGAGCAGCAGCUCUAGAGAUCGCAUGCAUGCUAUCUGUUCGCACCGUCAAUUUCAGGGCAGAACUCGCCAAGGCUGCGGAGGAGAUGACAAAGAUCCGGAAGCAGAAGAUCGAGUACCAGAGAGAAAAGAAAGUUUUGGUCGAUGAACUGCAGAAACUCGAUCAGGAUCGGAAGAUGAAGCUUCCCGCUAACAUGAUGGCAUCCCCAGUACCGGAACUGAACGGCUCGCCUGAUGUAACAAUGACCGGAACAGAAGAGCCACAAGAUGCUGCGGAGGCUGAAAGCAGCGCUGAAGAGGAACCAAAGCGAGGAUCUCGCAAGACCCGACACACCAAAUCCUUGAAGCGGAAGCGGGAAGAAGAGGAAGCAAAGAAGGAAAAGGCCAAGAAAGACAAGAUCGAGGCCGCCAAGAACAAACAGUCAGCCGAAUGGAGAGAGCUUUUGGAGAGCAUCGAAGCCAAAAAGGAGGAGAUCAAGCUGUGCGAAGAUUCAAUUGAAGAACAAGACAAUGACCUCAGAGAAACUAGUGUCCAGCGCAGCAAGUGUCUCGGCAAGGAUCGCUUCAUGAAUCGUUACUACUGGUUCGAGCGCAACGGAAUGCCCUAUGGCGGUCUUCCCCUGAGCUCGACGUCAAACUACGGAUAUGCCAAUGGGCGCUUGUGGGUGCAAGGUCCUGACAAGACGGAAAUGGACCCAUUGACCUCGGAGCCGAUGGUGUCCAAGGACAAAGAGAUACUCGGCAUCACUGUUCCGGAACGUAGAGUGAAGGAGGAAGGCGUCACCCGUCUUGAGGACUCGACACAAUGGGGCUACUACGACGAUCCGGAAGCUGUCGACAAGCUCAUGGGAUGGCUCGACGAACGCGGUCAGCGCGAAAAGGCGCUUCGUAAGGAUCUGCAGAUCUUCCGCGAUCCUAUCAUCGAGCAUAUGGUGAAGAUGAAGGAUCACCUUUCCCACUCGGACGACACCAGGGUUGAAGAAGAUGACAGCCCCAAGCGCUCGACUCGUAGGCGCAACUCUGAGACGGACGUGGCCGUGCCGAACUGUUGCAAGUGGACCAACAAUAUCAUGCGAGAGGAAUUUGGCUAUUCUCACUCGGAACAAGGCAAGCCCAAGCCCAAGCCCAAGAAGGGCGUAGCCACCAAAGUCAAGGCUAAGAGCAAGCCUACGACUCGACAAGGCACGAGGUACGGGAAGUAG